AUGAUGCAGCCAAAUUAUGAGGCGAAAAAACUUCCAAGGUCUACGAAAAAGCAGCAAAAAGCGAUUCUGAAAAGCGUACUUGGCAUGAAAAUAAUAAAAAAAAGCAUUGAAUUGUUAUGUUCCUUAAAAGCGCCGAAUAUGUUUCUGAAAGCCUUUGUUGGUUGGUUCUCUCCUGUUGUUCGAACUCAGUUCUGCAAGAGAAAAAUUACAAUGGCCUUGAUGGUUUUAAUGUGCGUGCAAUGGUUUGAACUUAGUCAUAAUUUCCGCAUUUAUAAUCAUAGAAUUUCAUUACAACCAGUAUUUUUCUACCUUUUUUUCAGAGGAAAGAAAUGUCAUAACCAUUAUUUAAGUUCUUAUAACUUUUGUGUGCUUGUAGAAGUCAUAAAAAAAGUUUCGCAAUUUGACGAUUAUUUGGAUGAUUUGUUGAAUGCAAUCGUUGUGGAUACAAAACCAGUCCAUAAUUAUCACCAUUAUGACAAGCUAUAUGUAAAGAUGAUAAUUACUUCUCAAUUCGAUUCCGAGAUUUCCAACGCAUCCGUUUAUCUGCAACAAUAUCCUGUGAACACCAUCACAAGCAACUUGGUGUUUAUAAGAGAAAUUGUUUAUGAAAUUCUAAAAGUUGUUAUUAUUUCCGGUAAUGCAUUUUUACAAUUCUGA
Molecule: messenger RNA, 657 nt
Organism: Clunio marinus
Lineage: Eukaryota; Metazoa; Arthropoda; Insecta; Diptera; Chironomidae
Source: the annotation of a GenBank genome assembly